AUGGCCGCGGGGCCCGUGCGGGGCAGGCGGGGAGCGCUCGGCCCGGGCGGAGCCGGGGAGCCGGAAUGCAAGCGAGCGUGCCGGCUGCUGGACACCAUUCCAAAGGAGGCUGGUGCCCAGCUCAUGGACUGUGCCAUGGAUCUGGGUUCCAGGCAGAAAUUCCUCCCUGACUCUGCUGCCUGGGCUGUGAAGACAAAGCAGAGUUCCGUGGUUUUGGAAAAUCACGGGAGCAAAGGCACUUCCCAGCCGUGCCCGAGAUGUGUUGCUGGAGAAUCUGGACACUUCGGUCACAUCCUGGGCUUCUAGAAAUGGAGGAGGAGCAGAGGAGCAGCUCUGAAUUCCUGCUGGGAUCCCAAGGAUGCAGCUGGAUCCUGGAUCCUGCCCUGCCUCAGCACUCCCACCCUGCCCUGCUGCCACUCAGGGCACGAAUAUCUGCAAUUCUGCACCUGCUCACCAUGUUCUGCUCCUCAGGUAGCUCAGGAUUUAUCUAGAAAGGACAAGAAAAGCCUGAAUUCGUGUUUAGGUAGCUCAGAAUUUGUUUUAAAGGCUGAUUUCAUUUUUAGGAAACUCAGAAUUUGUCUAAAAAGGACAAGAAAAGGCUGAAUUCGUGUUUAGGUAGCUCAGGAUUUGUUUGGAAAAGCUAAUUUUGUUUUUAGAUAGCUCAGAAUUUGUCUAAAAAGGACAAAGAAAUGUGUAUUUCAUAUUUAGGUAGCUCAGGAUUUGUGUCAAAACAACAAGAAAAGGCUGAUUUCAUGUUUAGGUAACUCAGAAUUAGAAAAAGCUAUUUUCAUUUUUAGGAAACUCAGAAUUUGUCUAAAAAGGACAAGAAAAGGCUGAUUUCAUGUUUAGGUAACUCAGAAUUAGAAAAAGCUAUUUUCAUUUUUAGGAAACUCAGAAUUUGUCUAAAAAGGACAAGAAAAGGCUGAUUUCAUGUUUAGGUAACUCAGAAUUAGAAAAAGCUAUUUUCAUUUUUAGGAAACUCAGAAUUUGUCUAAAAAGGACAAGAAAAGGCUGAUUUCAUGUUUUGGACUGGUUAAGUUGAGCUGGCCUUGGGCCCAGGCUUCACCUUGGACUGGACCAGAGGUUUUGUUGAUUCCAAAGGUUUUCUCCUGACUCCCUUGGAAAAUGCUCCUUUGGAAAAUCCUCCUUGUCCAGGGCCACAGGCAGGAGUGGGAGCACACAAAUUUUAGUUUUUAAAACUAAACUUUAGUUUUUAAGUGGCUUUGCAGCUGUGAAGUCCAGGAAAAAUCCCACUGAAGCUUACAUUUAAAUCCCCAAAAAAAAAAAAAAAAAAAUCUGUUUAAAAAGGCUUGACCUCAUCAUCCAGCAGGCUUUUGUUGGCACAAAUCUAAUGACAGGUUAAUUAACCUCUGAAAGGUUACUUUUGGGGGUUAUCAGGAUGCAAAGUCCUCAGGCAAAAGUUUUUUUGCAGUCCUUGAGCCUUCCAGUGUUGUGUGUGGAGUUGGAGUUAGCACUGAGUUGAGAUGUUCUCAUUAAAUUAAUCUCGCCUAAAAUACUGAGUUUAAUUAAGUAAUACAUGAGGAAAUAAGUCUAAAACCAGACCUGCGAUUAAUUGGCGUUCAGAUUUUGGUUUUAAAAAAAAAUUUCCUCCAAGCCCAUAAAAACUUUAGUUAAAUUAAGAAUUAAUACUUUCAAGUUAGUAUUUAUAUCAAGUUAAUACUUGAUACCAAGAUCUGGGGGGAGGGGGUUGGGGGGUCAGAAUUUGUGGUGAAUUCAUUUUUACACCCCCAACCUUUGUCUUUUAAAAAUCCUGAUAGUCAAAGCAGUAUAAAAAAAUAAUAAAAAAAACCAGGAUAAACAGCAGUUUCUGUGCUGCAAAAGCUAAAAUAUCUGAUUAAAUGUAAAGGGCUAAAAUGGUUUAGUUCCUGCAAAAUCACUCUGAAUCUCAGGUGUGACAAGUAACAGUUGGGACUGGUCAAAAUUUGGUCAAAUACACUCAAAAUUUCAGGUGUACAAAGAGGGGAAUACCAGAACUGGACUUGGACUCUGUGAUGGAAGAGUUUUCUGCCAGAAUACACCAGGCAGAAAUAUGGGAUGGAGUUUAAAACUCAGGGAACGUGUGGAUUAUCAAACCAGAGAAGUGGUUUUUCCUUAAAUAACUCCGGUUGUAUCGUGUUCAGGAGUUCACAGAUACCUGUGAACAGGUAUUUCCUCUGUUUGCUUUAGACCUGAGUCUGGGCUGGACUGGGUUUAAACCAAGAACUGGUUCAUUUCUGCUUUUCCUGCUGCUCCUCGUGAGGUUUGUGCCACAUCCUUUUACAUUUUCCAGCUUUUCCAGCAGCCUUUGCGUUUUUUUUAAUUUUUUUUUUGAAUGUCCAGGUAAAUCCCAGGGCUGGUCCCAGGUGGUGGCUGCAGCAGAGGCUGCUGGAGGAUUUUAAUGGGAUUUCUGGGAUCACUUUUCCUAUUGUGAGUGGGCACGGAGCAGGGGAUUUCAUUCAGGGGAUUCCUCAACUCCACAGCUGAGCAAAGCAGGAAAACUUGAUCCCAGCUUUUGGGAGCUGCAGGGUGAGCAGGGACAUCCCUCACCCUGCCCCAUGUGCAGGUUGGGCUGGCAGGGACUUUGGGAAUUCCUAUAAAUGUUUCCCAGAUGCUGCCCCUGAGGGGAGCGAUCCCCAAAAAGAAAUGGGUUAUCCAGGAACACAACGUAGGGGAAAGCAGAGCAAGCCUAUUCUGAAAUAUCAAUUAAUGCAAUAUUUUCUGAUCCCAUCUGUGCUGGGAAUGAGCUCCAAAAAGGGGGGUCAGGCAGUGGGAAGGUGGCUGCCCUCAUUUCCAGCUAUCCCAGCCACCACCUCCUUGCAGAAUUCCUGCCUGCUUUGGGCUGGAAAGGACCUGAGAGCUCAUCCAGUUCCACCUGGGACAGUGCCAGGGAUCCAGCCCCAGCUGCUCUGUGCCUGGAUGUGGAGAAAUUCCAGUUCCAUUUUCUGGGAGUUAUCCCCAGCUGGAACCCCUGGAGCUGCUCCCUGGCAGAGCUGAAUAAACCCACGUGGAAUUCCUCACACAAGCCUCAUCCUCCCUGGUCUGUUUGUUUUUUUUUUUCCCCAAAUGGGCAGGCAGAAGCUCCUGGAUAAGUUCAGAGUGAACUUUUCCUCUCAGCUGUGAUUCCUUGCUCCAUGUUUUCCAACAGGGCAAGAAAUGCUUUUUUAAAAUUAUUCAGGCUGGAAACAAAUUGGAGUUUAAUUGCCUGCUCCACUGAAGGCUUUUAAUAGUGAUAUUUUUUUUAAAUAGAAGUGUUUGUAAUUUAUUUUGGGAUUUUGCAGGAUCAUAAAGCGGGCACAGGCUGGGGCAGUGAAUAUUCCUUUAAAGCAGAUUUGUGUCAAAUCUGCAGUGGAGCCACGGAGUUAUUUUUGUAUGCCUUGCAGAGCUCUGAAAUUUUGUUUUCUUGAUGAAAAAAAUAUAUAAAUUUUCUAUUUCCUACUGCUGUGGUUUGUACACAGAAUAACCAGAGUGAUGCUUUAUUUACCUGUACAUAGAGAGAAAGGCCCCUGGCCUGUUUUUAAUUCAGCUCUAAAGGAUCUAAUUCUUAUUUUUAACUUUGUAUUUUGUAAAUUGUUCCUUACUAAAGCAGAAGCAUUAAACACCACUUUGGCUGCA
Cinclus cinclus is the source of this 3612-nucleotide messenger RNA. It is a transcript of the gene C7H10orf143, whose product is annotated as chromosome 7 C10orf143 homolog. NCBI's taxonomy places the organism in Eukaryota, Metazoa, Chordata, Aves, Passeriformes, Cinclidae. The coding region runs from base 1 to 306 and encodes 101 amino acids. The record is from RefSeq and is a predicted model, not a curated record. The transcript is spliced from 4 exons.